Molecule: messenger RNA, 1771 nt
Organism: Cimex lectularius (bed bug)
Lineage: Eukaryota; Metazoa; Arthropoda; Insecta; Hemiptera; Cimicidae
Product: intraflagellar transport protein 56-like
Exons: 11
Coding region: 102-1748 (548 amino acids)
Biological process (GO): intraciliary transport involved in cilium assembly; intraciliary anterograde transport
Cellular component (GO): ciliary base; ciliary basal body; intraciliary transport particle B
Molecular function (GO): protein binding; intraciliary transport particle B binding
Source: RefSeq, a predicted model, not a curated record
AUUGACCAUAUGGAAUAAACAAAUAUAUCAGCUGUACAUCAAAUACACAAAGGCUUAGAAAAAAAUAUAUAUAUUACAAAGUAUCUGCUGGCUCUAAAGCAAUGAUUCUUUCUAGGCUAAAAGGAGGGACCUUUUUAACAGAGGGUUCUGGUGCCAACAGAACAAUUCCGACCCUCGAUCAAUUCUUGGUGAGUAGGGACUACAUGGGAGCGAUCACAUUUUUGGAGUUUGAGCAAAGUACAGGCAGAUCGACUGACAUGACCGACCGAUGGCUUGGCUACUGUGCGUUUCACCUUGGUGACUAUAAAAGAGCAAUGCAAAUAUAUGAAGCGAUGUCCCAGCUUCCGAAUCCGCCUAACGACACACUUGUGAAUCUCGCUUGCUGCUAUUUUUUCCUCGGGCUGUACCAGCAGGCUGACACACUUUUAGAAAAGGUACCAGACUGUCCGUUAAAGGUAAGACUACAGUUUCAUCUCUGCCACAAACUAGGCAAUGAAGUACGACUCAUUGAAAACCAUAAAAAACUUGAAAACACCAUUGAAGACAGUCUUUCACUUGCUGCACUUCAUUACCUUCGUUCACACCAUAAAGAAGCUAUAGAUAUCUAUAAGAAAAUUCUUCUGGACAAAAGGGAACUUUUAGCAUUAAAUGUCUAUGCUGCGCUUUGCUAUUACAAGCUGGAUUAUUAUGACGUCUCUCAAGAAUUAUUAGGAACAUAUUUGCAAAAAUAUCCAGAUUCUGCUAUUGCUUUGAAUUUAAAAGCUUGCAAUUAUUUCAAAUUGGAAAAUGGAAAAGCUGCUGAAAACGAGAUUAAAACUCUACUGGACUUGAACACAUCUUUUGCAUUUGGGCACGACUUGAUUAGGCACAAUUUGGUAGUUUUUCGAGGUGGUGUCGGAGCAUUGCAGGUACUUCCACCACUUGUUGACAUCAUACCAGAAGCAAGGCUCAAUCUUGUCAUAUACUACUUCAAACAGGGAGAGUUUAUCGAUGCAUACGACUUGGUUAAAAAUUUAGAGCCUUCUGAGCCCCAUGAGUACAUUCUAAAAGGGAUUGUCAAUGUUGCAGUCGGGCAGGAAACUAAUUCAAGAGAACAUCUAAAAGUGGCCGAACAGUAUUUCCUUUUGGUAGGCAACAGCGAAACAGAAUGCGACACCAUACCUGGAAGACAGUGCAUGGCAUCGUUGUACUUCUUGCAAAAACAAUUUGAAGAUGUUAAUGUUUACUUGACAUCAAUCAGAAGCUAUUUUUUGAACGAUGACAAUUUCAAUUUUAAUUAUGCCCAGGCAAAAUCAGCUCUUGAAAAUUAUAAAGAAGCUGAAGAGAUCUUUUUGUUGAUUCAAAAUGAAAAAAUUGUAAAUGAUUACAUUUACAUUACACAUUUAGCCAGGGCUUAUAUAAUGAACGGUAAACCCCAGCAGGCCUGGGAACUUUACUUAAAAAUGGAUUCGUCACCGGAUUCAUUCAACUUGCUCUUGCUUAUUGCAAACGAUUGUUACCGAAUGGGUCAUUUUUAUCAUUCUGCCAAAGCAUUUGACCUUCUUGAAAGACUCGAUCCAAAUCCUGAAUACUGGGAGGGGAAAAGAGGAGCGUGUGUUGGUGCAUUUCAAAUGAUCAUAGCCAAUAAAAGUUCAAGUGAUUUACUACCUAACAUUAUACAGCUGUUGAAGGGGUCCACCAAUCCUCAAGUUGAAUCCAUAACUAAGAUAAUGAAGCGGUGGGCAAAGGAACAAAAAAUUAACAUCUAAUAAAAUUACAGAUGUAUAAACUA